Molecule: messenger RNA, 1254 nt
Organism: Ictalurus furcatus (blue catfish)
Lineage: Eukaryota; Metazoa; Chordata; Actinopteri; Siluriformes; Ictaluridae
Product: thialysine N-epsilon-acetyltransferase
Exons: 7
Coding region: 441-956 (171 amino acids)
Molecular function (GO): N-acetyltransferase activity
Source: RefSeq, a predicted model, not a curated record
GUGUGAGAGUGUGUGUGUGUGUGUGUGUGUUAGCACUCCUCAGCUCUUAUACUUCUUUUUGACUCUUCGACUAAUAAACCAUAGUGUAGUACUCUUAAAGAUCUUUAAAGUGUAAAUCCAAUUUGUCAAUAUCCGCCUAAUACCGCUUCUGUGUGUCUUGGUGCCCGUCUUUUCUUCUUCUCCCCUUUACUGGAUACUAGGUCUCCCUCAUGUUUAUUUUAUGACAUUUUUAUCCACAACUAUUACUGAGAACACUAGAGAAGCUUUUGUUAACGUUAAACGUACAUAAACAGGCAGAGCCGGUUUUUAUCACUGAAUGAGGGAACCGGAUCAACCGGUGUGACCUUUACUUAUUCAUGUCUUGCUUAAUGUCUAAACGUGUUAUGAGGUGAAGUUAAAAACUGUAUGCGUUUGUCAGUGUGUUUACAACUUGAGUUGAAAUGGACUUCGCGAUUCGUGCCGCCACACUUGAGGACUGUAAGGACAUCAUGCGCAUGAUGUCGGAACUGACAGAGUAUGAGAAAAUUACAGAUCAGGUCACAAUUACACAAAAAGACCUAGAGCAGGAUGGGUUCUCUCAAAACCCAUUUUUCCAUGCAAUAAUCGCUGAGGUUCCAGAACAGCACAAGACCAAAGAUGGUCAUACAAAAAUAGGGUAUUCUGUGUACUCCUUCACUUAUAGCACAUGGAAUGGCCGAGCUGUAUACAUGGUGGACUUGUAUGUGAUGCCAGAGUUCAGAGGAAAGGGUAUUGGCAAGGCAUUGAUGAGCAAAGUUGCACAGCUAGGAAGGGCCGCUGGCUGCACUCACCUCAGUUUUACUGUGGUGAACUGGAACAAGACAGCGCUGGACUUUUACCAGAAGCAGGGCUCCAUGGAUUUGACCUCUGACCUGGGUUACCAUUGCAUGAGCUGCAGUGGGGAUGCCUUUCAAAGGAUGGCUAAUAGAGAUUGCUAAAUUUCAGUGCCAGUGGGGCUUGGAUUUGGUUGCAUUAGUCAUGGUGGCAAAGCGGUAAUGGAGGAGAUGUGACAGGCAGUAAUGUCAUUGCAGGUCAACAUCUACCUGUGCAAUCAAUGUUGUGUGUGUAGACACUUCCUGUUUUAAUUCUGAAAUAUCUGUUGUUCAGGGGAUGCUAAAACAGUUUUAUAUUAACCAUAGGAUAUUGUUACAUGCUAAAAUGCUGACUCAAAUUGUGUUAUUUGUUUAUAGUAAAUUAUCACAUGUAAUAAAUAAAUAAAUCAUUAUUUGACAUCCA